UGGCUAGUCUCCAACUUUCUCAUCUAUUUAUAAAUCUCUCUUCAUCUCCUUCUCUCUUAAACCAAAAAUUUUCUCUGAUCAGCUACAACAUCAAGGAUUCUAUUAACUUUGAUUAAGCUCUUCCAAUUUCAUUUUUGUUUCAACUCUAUAUACAAGGCUAGCUAGGCAUUAAUUGAUGAUGACGAUAAUGGAAAGCAGCUUAGGAGACAUGCUAUUGAAGAUAGUCAUGUUUGCUGUGGUGCAAGCGCUGGUUUAUAUCAUACUCUCAAAAUCAUCCAACAUCUUCUCCAAGACAGUUAAAAGAACAUAUAGCUUCAGGCCAGCGCGGUCUGUUAGUAUUCGCCGGAUUCUUGCCGUUCUAGAAGACAUGCCUGCCGGUGGUGAGCUAUCUCCUCCUCCAAAGAAUUCACUAUCAUCUUCAACUGUGGAAAGGUCAAAGGGCAAAGAUCAAAGGUCGUAGUCGCCAAAAUGGAUCUUGUCCAAAAUUAUGCGUCUCUUGAAUCUUGAUUUCUUGGAAAGUUUUAUAGUUAAUUUGUAUUGUUUGUGUAUAACUGUAUUUGGAUGAUUCUUUUGUUCAUUGAUCUCUGCUAUUGUAAUCUUUAUAUAAGAUUAGAGUUCCUAUUGAUAUAUACAUGUAAUUUAAGGAGUCUUUUGCUUAUUAAUGGUUUUUUUUUUUUUUUU
This is a messenger RNA of Jatropha curcas, 681 nucleotides long. RefSeq lists its product as uncharacterized. NCBI's taxonomy places the organism in Eukaryota, Viridiplantae, Streptophyta, Magnoliopsida, Malpighiales, Euphorbiaceae. The record is from RefSeq and is a predicted model, not a curated record.